Lasiodiplodia theobromae is the source of this 750-nucleotide messenger RNA. RefSeq lists its product as uncharacterized. NCBI's taxonomy places the organism in Eukaryota, Fungi, Ascomycota, Dothideomycetes, Botryosphaeriales, Botryosphaeriaceae. The transcript is spliced from 3 exons. The record is from RefSeq and is a predicted model, not a curated record. The coding region runs from base 1 to 750 and encodes 249 amino acids.
AUGCUCUCCUCCACCCUCUCCCUUCUUACCCUCACAACCCUCGCCCAGGCGCAUCUGGCCGCAUGGGCCCCAGGCAUGUAUUGCCGCAACGGCAGCAACCCGGAUUCCGACAACCAAAACAACAACCUACCCGUCGGACCCCUCUACGACCUACCGCAGUCAUCAUGGUGGUUCCAAGCUGACCGUGGCUGCGACAAGCUUCCUCCGCCCGCCGGCGAGUUCCUCUCCAUCCCGGCCGGCGGCGCCUUCACCGUCGAGAUCGCCAACAACCGCGCCUUCACAACGCUGAGCUACGACGGCGUGAUGGCCAGCGAGUGGCCGGACGGCGCCGAGCAUCCCGAGGACUGGGCGGGCGAGUGGGAUGGAAAGGAGUGUCUGCCGGAUGGCGGGUUCAUGCAUGCGCAGAACCGCAGCAUGGCGGCGGGGACGGCGUGGGCGAUUGCGUAUGAGAGUGAUGUGGCGAAGGUGGGGAUGGAGGAUUUGGUGGUGUUUUCGGUGCUGGAGCAGUAUAUGCAGCCAUACAGAUGCAACGUUACUGGAGCUACUUCAGACAGAAAGCUGGCCAAGGCGAAACCUCCUGUGAUGUGUGAGUACGACAGCUCAAAGUGCGUUGCGGGUGCAAAGCAGAUUAUCGCGUGGAAUCAGCAGUCCGGCAACAACAUCAAAGUUCAGCAAGGCGAAUCACCUGCUUAUAGCGAAAAAUGUGGCUGGAAGCCCGGCGCGCAGGACGAUAUCUUUGUCGUCUCUUGA